Hyaloscypha bicolor E is the source of this 1439-nucleotide messenger RNA. RefSeq names its product FAD/NAD(P)-binding domain-containing protein. Gene Ontology annotation, cellular component: cytoplasm. NCBI's taxonomy places the organism in Eukaryota, Fungi, Ascomycota, Leotiomycetes, Helotiales, Hyaloscyphaceae. The coding region runs from base 70 to 1035 and encodes 321 amino acids. The transcript is spliced from 4 exons. Gene Ontology annotation, molecular function: electron-transferring-flavoprotein dehydrogenase activity; flavin adenine dinucleotide binding. The record is from RefSeq and is a predicted model, not a curated record.
UGUACCUUGAUUCUCUCCUCUACUUUCAAUAUUCCACACAAGUUUCUCAAAGCCUAAACACGCUUCACUAUGCAGUCAGACAAGCUCCGCCUCUUCACACGCUACCUCCCCCUCCUCCUCACCUGCGCCCUCAAAUUCCUCUCCCAACGCCUCCAAUCCACGCUCCACCAACUCACCUACCGCCCUCUCCACUCAUCCCAAAACGUCCUCGUCAUCGGCGGCUCCUUCACCGGCGUCUGGCUCGCUCGUCGACCCACGGAAUCCCUGCCUUCCGGCUACAAGGUGGUUCUCGUCGAGAAGAACUCGCAUUUCAACUACACAUUUAACCUCCCGAGGUAUUCGGUGUUUCGGGUCCAUGAACAGAAGGCCUUUAUCUCGUAUCAAGUGACGUGUGUUAGGGAUGGGGAAAUCGAAUUGGCAAGUGGGAAAUGUGUUCCAUAUGCGUAUCUGGCGAUCGCUACAGGAGCAACGCAGUCUCCGCCUGCGAAGUUGCUUGCGAGUCAGAAAGGAGAGGCGGGUGCUGAGUUGAGGGUCUUGCAAGCGAUAAUUGAGAAGGCGGAGAAGAUUGCUAUUGUUGGUGGUGGGGCUGUGGGUGUGCAGCUUUCGGCUGAUAUUAAAAGCUUUUACAGGGAUAAGACGGUUGUGCUUAUUCAUUCGAGGGACCAGUUGCUCUUGAAUUUUGGGGUGAGGUUGCAUGAGUUUGUGGUGGGGAAGUUGGGGGUAUUGGGCGUGGAUAUUUGGCUUGGUGAGAGACCGGCUGUACCUGUUGAUGGUAAUUGGGAGAGUGAGGAACUUACAUUCAAAUGUGGAAGGAGCGAGAUGUUUGACUUGGUGAUCCCUUGUACAGGACAAAAGUCAAACUCUUCGAUUGUCGCAGAAUUUUCUCCAUUGUCGAUAUCGACUCAAACGAAAAGGAUUCUUGUCAAGCCAACCUUGCAGCUUGAAGGAAAUGGGAAGUCAAAUGAGGGAAUCGCCCGUAUCUUUGCGUUGGGAGACGUUGCGGAGACAGGAGGACCCAGGAUGGCACGGGCUUGAAUGAUGCAAGCAGAAAUCGUUCGAAUAUCGUUGCCCUCAUCAAAGAAAGAAGCUGGCUGAGUACGCGUCGUUGGCUCUCGAAGGAGCGUUGAAGUUGAGUUUGGGCAAGGACGAGUGUGUUAUUACCUGCAGGAAUAUGAUGGGACUGACUUCAUGUUCCCAGGCAAGGGUGGACACGUGGAUUUGGAAGUUGCUCAAGCUUGGAAGAUGUUUGGAGCUGAUCUCCAAAAGGAGGUUAUCGAAUAACGACAUAUGAGCAUCUUAACUUCGGAUCCGUCCUUUAACCAAAUCAUCACUCUCGAUUUAGAACUACCAGCAUGCUUCCCAUCAAGUCCUCUUGGUUGAGUUCAAUUUUUAGGCCGGGGGGUAGGUGCCUGCACCUUUCCACAACAGCCUGCUCGAAU